Molecule: messenger RNA, 501 nt
Organism: Fusarium mangiferae
Lineage: Eukaryota; Fungi; Ascomycota; Sordariomycetes; Hypocreales; Nectriaceae
Exons: 1
Coding region: 1-501 (166 amino acids)
Source: RefSeq, a predicted model, not a curated record
AUGGAUAGCUCAAGCCUGUUCAAGUGUCAGUCAGAAUACACGAGAAGCACACUUACAGCACAUAGUAGAUGUUUCGCUGCUCUCACUGGCAGUGACCUAGGAUACCCGACUUCCCAUCUAAUUGUGCCACUGGCAUCUCGCAGACUCUACAACAGGGUAUAUAUGGUUGCUACACGCGCCAUCCAAAUCUGUAAACUCACAGGACACAUUCAGAUUCAUGAAUACAGCAUCUUACGCACUUCAACCCGUCAUUACUUUCUGAUCACCAUGUCUCAGAACAGCUCAGCCUCCAGCACGCCUCCCAGCACUGCUACGCCUGGAGAACACACGGCAGUCAUUGAAACUUCGAACGAUAUCAACGGUCCCGAGCAGCUUGCCAACAAGGUCUGUCGCUGCCCCUGCGUUUGCCAGGAGGUUUGCCGCUCCGACGACUAUUACUGCGAUCCAUGCAUUGAAGCAAGACACAACUACCUCCCUCCCGGUCUUGAUAAGUCAGGCUAA